Mercurialis annua (annual mercury) is the source of this 591-nucleotide messenger RNA. RefSeq names its product histone H3.2-like. Lineage: Eukaryota; Viridiplantae; Streptophyta; Magnoliopsida; Malpighiales; Euphorbiaceae. Gene Ontology annotation, cellular component: nucleosome. The record is from RefSeq and is a predicted model, not a curated record. The transcript has a single exon. The coding region runs from base 73 to 483 and encodes 136 amino acids. Gene Ontology annotation, molecular function: structural constituent of chromatin; DNA binding; protein heterodimerization activity.
UUUCAACAUCACCAAUUUUCUCUCACUUUCCGGUCAACCAAACAGUCUUUAUUUCUUUGAUAUUUAACUGAAAUGGCGCGUACAAAGCAAACAGCAAGAAAAUCAACCGGAGGAAAGGCCCCAAGGAAGCAGCUGGCCACAAAGGCGGCAAGAAAGUCAGCACCGGCCACCGGAGGAGUGAAGAAGCCACACAGAUUCCGACCCGGAACUGUGGCUUUACGAGAAAUCAGAAAGUACCAGAAGAGCACUGAGCUUCUUAUUAGGAAGCUUCCCUUUCAAAGAUUGGUCCGAGAAAUCGCUCAAGAUUUCAAGACCGAUCUGAGGUUCCAAAGCGGGGCUGUAGCCGCUUUACAAGAGGCGGCUGAAGCGUAUUUGGUUGGGCUGUUUGAGGAUACCAAUCUCUGCGCUAUUCAUGCUAAGAGAGUCACUAUUAUGCCUAAGGAUAUUCAGUUGGCUCGUAGGAUUCGAGGCGAGAGAGCUUAGAUUUGGGGUGGGUUUUGGUGUGGUUAGAUUAGUUGAUUCAGAAGUUGCAGUUUAUGUGUUUGUUGAAAUGCUUAUGUGAAAAAGCCUGGUUAAUUUUGUAAUUUGGUA